GGACCGGUCCUGCCCAUCCUGAUCUGGUCCGGUCCUGCCCUGCCCUGCUUGGCCCGGCCUGGUCCUGCCCUGCCCUGCCCUGCCCUGCCCUGCCCUGCCUGCCUGGCUGCCCUCCCCAGGGGUCCCGGGCUGGCCUGGCCCUGCCCCUCCUGCCCACCAUGGCCCUCCCGACCUCCCGGAUCCUCGUGGCCUUUGGGCUCCAGCUCUGCGCCCUGGGCAUCGGGCUGCCCGCACAGGGCCUGGCUCUACCAUAUGCUCCAAGAAACGAAGACCAGUGCCAGCAGGAGACGGAAUACUAUGAUCGAGACAGGAAAAUGUGCUGCAGAAAAUGCCCACCAGGCCAGCGGGUGAUCCAGAAGUGCAGCAGCGAAGCCAACACUCUCUGUGAAGCUUGUAAUGACGGCACCUUCACGAAACUCUGGAACCAAGUCCAGCACUGCUUAAGCUGCAACUCUCCUUGCCCGAGAGGCUUGGAGGAGAUUCAGAAGUGCACCAAAGAACACAACCGGAUCUGUGCCUGCCCCUCCGGCAAGUACUGCAAGCUGAAGUUGGGCGAGACCUGCCAACUCUGUAUCUCAUGGCGAAAAUGCAUGAAAGGCUUUGGAACAGUCAAGAAAGGAAGUCAGAAUUCGAAUGUGGAAUGUGCCCCCUGUGAAGCCGGUACAUUUUCAGACCAGGAAUCCUUCACUGAACCUUGCAAGCCUCACAGGACUUGUAAAUCAGUGUCCAUUCCGGGCACCAGCGAAUCGGAUGCUGUCUGCAACGACUCUGUCCCUGACCUGGAUCCUGCUCCUGGCCCUGGGACCACAAUGAGACCCGCGCUCCCCAGCCAUCCUGCCCCCACCGGCUUUAGUGGGGUGGGGUGGACCAUCUGGACCAAACCGGCCCAGAGCACCUCGCCUCCGGUCUUAGAGAAAUUGACUUACUCUCCCAUCGGGGUCUCCUCUGAGGGUCUGGCCCUGCCAGUGGGGUUGAUGCUGGGGCUGACGGUCUUUUUUCUGCUGAUCAUUGGAGCAGGCGCCUGCUUUGCCAUCUCUUGGAGAAAAAAGAAAUUGCUGCCCUGCCUCAUGGGAGAUGCCAAAAUGCCUCACUUGCCUGCUGAGAAGGGCACUGGGCCCAGUCAACACAACGCUCCUAAUCAUGAGCAUGAGCAGCAGCACCUGCUACCCACUGGUAGCAUUAGCAGCAGCUCUUUGAACAGUCAAGCGAGUUCCAUGCCUGGCUCAGACUAUUCCGACUCCAAAGAAGCCACGAAGAACCAGCAGAGGUGUCCGGGACUAGAACAUUCCAAGAUCCCAGAAGGAGUCAAUUUUGGCUCCGUGAACUCAGACCAUCCCCUCGGUGGAGGGACCCACCUGAACGUGACCUGCAUCGUGAAUGUGUGCAGCAGUGAUCACAGCUCCCAGUGUCCUUCGCAGACUUCGGCAGACUAUGAGAAUCCCUCCACUGGCCCACCCUCGGAGGAGGAGAACGUCCCCUUCUCCAAGGAGGAGAGACCCUGGAAACCCAAGACUGAGCCCCCAAACUCCCAGGGGCUGGAGGACUUGCUCCAGGAUUUGGAAGAGAAGCCGCUUCCUCUGGGGGUACCCGAAAGAGGGAUGAAGCUGAGUUAAUGGUGGAGAUGCCUCCUGGUUCCCCAAGCUGAGGAGCUGUUACAUACUAGAGGGUCAUCUCCAAUGUUCCUGAGUUCGGGAGGAGGCAGAAGGAAUUUGCGCAGCACCCCGAUGUGUGUUUUUGUUUAAAGGCUUAGGGAACCUAGGCACUCCCUUUUUCCAGGGGGAUUUUUUUUUUAUUCCUCUCUGAAAUGAUGCCCAGGUUGGGAUCAUUAAAUCUGACUUGAGCCCAGAAGUACUCAUCAUUUUCCGGCAGUCAGGGGCCAGCGUCUUCAUCUGGAAUUUCUUCUCAUUUGGACCCGUUGGAGAGGAAGUUGUUUCUGCAGCCGCCCCCCGGGGUCUGUUGGAGCUGCCACUGGAAGGCAGCCUUCACCUAUGGUGCAGUAGAGGCUGAUACCCCCUGGGGAUAUUUCUGCUGAACCGGCCCUGGACUGUACAAUUCAGCUUUUCCAGAAAUAUCAACAAAAGGACUCUGGUUCUAAAAUCCAAUUAGGUUUUUCCUGCAUCUAGAAAUUAAUCAUUUCACGUGUGUCAUGGAAUUUGCCGGAGCUGGGUAUAGAAUGACCAGCCGGACCAGUUUACUCUGCAGUCUGCUUUUCAGAUGUCAUAUCCCUGGUCCCACAACAUUAUGGAACUGGAUGCUUUUCUAUCCUCCUUUUUAUUUUCUGCUCCAAACCUCCCUCUUUGCGGCUCCUGUUGCCAAAUUCUGUGGCUUGGAUUUGUCACUAAGAGUUUAUAUGGACCCGUGAAUGACCCUGGAGCAAGUUGUGGGGGUGGAGAAGAGGGGGUUUCAAGUAUUCCCCCUCAGACAUGCUCAAGGAUCACGUGAAACUGGCAUCCUAACACCAAGUGGGGCCUAAAAAGCCGCAAACUUCUCCUCAUUGGGCAUUUGUGAGGGCCGUUGGCUAAGGGUCUGGCUGAGUGAUGUCUACUAAAUUCAUCCCAUUUUCCCCUUCCUACCUCAGGUAUUGUUCUGGAGUUCCAAGGUUGGGGGGUGCUGCCAGGUGUGCUGUCUUCCGUUCCCACCCCAAGAAGGGACAAGAAGGUCUACCUGCUUUCCCCAAACUCCGGGGACCAGAAGAAUUGCAGCUGCUUUAAAAAUAGGACUCCAGUGUUCUUACAGAAAGAAGUUAAAGAGGCCUGCUUUAUUUUUGAGUAUUAGGAAAACACAGGUCAUACUAUAUUUUCAUGAAAAACAAAGAAAAACACUUAUUGAGUAAGUGGUCUUAUUUGGAAGGAAGCACUGGAAAGUAGACAUUGUGCCCUGAGUGGGAUUGACUGGACCCCACCAAAGCAUAGGAUCUUCCCACUUCACAGUGGGAAGAGCGGGAAUCAGUUAGUCGAUCGUAUUUAUUGAGCACUUAUUGUGUGCAGAGCACUGUACUAAGCACUUGGGAGAGUACGAUAUAACAAU
Messenger RNA from Tachyglossus aculeatus (Australian echidna), 3027 nucleotides. It is a transcript of the gene TNFRSF1B, whose product is annotated as TNF receptor superfamily member 1B. Gene Ontology annotation, biological process: regulation of T cell proliferation; negative regulation of neuroinflammatory response; regulation of T cell cytokine production. Lineage: Eukaryota; Metazoa; Chordata; Mammalia; Monotremata; Tachyglossidae. The record is from RefSeq and is a predicted model, not a curated record. Gene Ontology annotation, molecular function: tumor necrosis factor binding; tumor necrosis factor receptor activity. Bases 159 to 1613 code for a protein of 484 amino acids. The transcript is spliced from 10 exons.